Molecule: messenger RNA, 1596 nt
Organism: Phanerochaete carnosa HHB-10118-sp
Lineage: Eukaryota; Fungi; Basidiomycota; Agaricomycetes; Polyporales; Phanerochaetaceae
Exons: 4
Coding region: 112-1383 (423 amino acids)
Source: RefSeq, a predicted model, not a curated record
GCUGCCUCGGAUGUGCAAUGCGAAAAUGCUGAGCCAAGCGAUUCGUUGGGCCGCUACCACGACAUCGCACAUGGCGGCGUUGCCAGUGACCUGGAUGGCCCUUGCGACGAGAUGAGGACCGUAGACAAGUCGUUGGAACCGGAAGAUAUUGGCCGCGUGUUCCCUCGCGAAAUCGUCGACAUUAUCAUCGAUCAACUUGGGCAGCCGGAGUCUCUCGAUGUCUUGCGACAGUGCUGCCUAGUCUGCUGGGCUUGGGUUCCUCGGGUGCGACACCACCUCUUUAGGCGCGUCGCGAUCCGCAUCAAAAAAAGACGUAACGACCGCGGCUCGCCACAGGAUGCUCUGCUCGAAUUUUCCGCUUUCCUGGCCCAAGCUCCCCCUUCAGUAACGCGUAGUAUACGUGCGCUGAAGAUAUCGGGCGGCCGACCGAUAGCGGCGGUGUCUCUUACAUCUAUUCGGAACGUGGCCGUCAGACUACCUUCCCUGCACACCCUCCAUAUCUCUUCCGUACAGCUUGUUGGUCGCAUCGAACAUCAGGACACAGUUCACUCCUUCACAACCCUGCGGCUGGAUACCUUUGUGAUGGUUGAGAGAUUCCUCGACCUCCUCUUAAUCGUCUCCAACCCGAUAGCACUCGAAAUACCCUCAUAUGCAGUCGGUAUCGGCAACGUUGCAGAAAAUGUUAGCGCUUAUGCGAAGCAGUCACCACCGGUAUGCAUACGCCUGCGAAGUUUGACGCUUAUGACAGAGUGUAUGAACUCUCUAUUCGCGGGUCUUCUUCUUCCCAUGUUAUCGGAGAACAUGCUGACCAGUCUCUCCUUGCGGUGCGUUGUCACCGAUGGACAAGUGAAUACGGAAGACGUAGGCAAGCUCAUCCGUCACGCUCGCCUAACGCUUGAACGUUUGAGUCUAAAUUUGGGUUUUACGCGGGACGAUGAAGGUACACAUGGGACAGUCACACAAGAGGCAGCUCGCACGGGACUCAACUUGGAUCUGUGCACAUCGCUCGUCUCGAUUGACCUCGAUCUAUCGUCCACAAGCACAUUCAUACUCUUGUUCGUUCGUACACUCUUCAGAGAGCUCUUUUCUCGACGACCAGGGCAUGCAGAGACACUCCGGUUCAUAGUUGUUCGCGCCGACAGCCUUGACGACAUCACAGGACUCGACCAGACUCUACACUUGUACAUGCCACCCGGCUCGAGCACCAGGGUUCGUCUGGCCUGGCGUAUUCGUGAAAGUGCGAGACACAUAAAACCUGAGGACCGCGAUGCCUUUGUGGAGGCUAUGCCCCUGCUGCAUGGUCGCGGGCGGCUCUACUUCCACCCCGAUGGCGAUUCAGACCCGUCUGUUCCGUGGGAUGCAUGUGUUGAGGUGGGCUUGUAAGUAGUCUCGUGGUUAAUCCUAUUGCAGUGAAUGGUUGGCAGGUCUCAAUGGGUGCCCAUAAUAAUCCGAGGAAGACGUCCCGCGGAGGUCGUUGUACCCGUUCUUCGUCUCGGUAUCGAUCACACAGAAGCGUGCCAACUUCUGUACAUUUAUCGCACAAGUUUGGUUGUGUAAUGGUAUCAUAUGUGUAUAAUAAGAAGACUGCACCCACUC